Spodoptera littoralis (African cotton leafworm) is the source of this 783-nucleotide messenger RNA. Lineage: Eukaryota; Metazoa; Arthropoda; Insecta; Lepidoptera; Noctuidae. The record is from the annotation of a GenBank genome assembly.
AUGAAGUGCUAUGUGUUUUUAUUUGUGUUCGCCUUUUUGGAUGGAAUUUCUUGCAAAUUGAACACACUAACAACCUCAAAACUCCAGAACAAGGCAUCAAUAAAGUACUACACAAAACAGACGGACAUCACAAUACCAGUGAUGAUGCAUUUAGACAAAGCGUUAACGAGAGUACUAUCAAAAGAAUCGAAGCACAAAAUUAGAGAAAAGUUCAAACUACUAGCAAUAGAUAUAUUAAAGGACGUAGAAGAAUUAUUCUCACAUCCAAAUCUACAGCAGAAAGUCAAAAUGGAACUGAUAGAUGUCAAAAUACUAAAGAAUAAUACUAAGAAAGUGGUGAUGGAUGAAAAUGUUUCCAAAUAUUUGAAGAGUUAUUGCAGAUGGCAAGGGGAGAAGAAGCUAGCGAAGCAGAAAUGGUUCUAUUCUGUGCUGUUUACUGGAUUGGAUCUGUUCUAUUUGGAUCGGUUCGGGUCUGAAGUUAGGAGUAGUACAGGUCGAGGCUACAUGAAGAGUAUGUGCAGCAUCAGGAACAGCUGCACCCUGCUGGAGUGGCAUCCCAAGCACAUCGCCUAUGUACUCACACAUGAAAUAGCACACAGUUUGGGUAUAUCCCACGACGGACCGCCCCACAACGAGUGCAGAGGACAGCGGUACAUCAUGGACGCCAAGUACAACCCCAAGAACCCAGCGAAGACCUGGUCAUCUUGCAACAAGAGGGAACUGAACCAGUAUUUGAAAAGCAAAAAGGCGUGGUGUUUAAGGCGAGACCCAAGCUCUGUAUAA